Messenger RNA from Monopterus albus (swamp eel), 1404 nucleotides. It is a transcript of the gene tmem119a, whose product is annotated as transmembrane protein 119a. The transcript has a single exon. The record is from RefSeq and is a predicted model, not a curated record. Gene Ontology annotation, biological process: neuron projection regeneration. Bases 1 to 1404 code for a protein of 467 amino acids. Lineage: Eukaryota; Metazoa; Chordata; Actinopteri; Synbranchiformes; Synbranchidae. Gene Ontology annotation, molecular function: protein binding.
AUGCUUUGGUGCAGAUGUGGUGUCCUACUGGUUCUCUUCAUCUGUCCUCUAGACUGCCUCACAGUGUCUCCCUGUCCUCCUGGCUGCUGCUGUGCUCACCCAGAACUUUUGGUUUUGUGUGAGUCCCUGGGUCUCAGGUCACUUCCUCGCUCUGUCCCUCUCAACACCUCAGCUCUGUCUGUGGCCAGAAACCAGCUGUGUAAUGUGGACCACCUGCUCCAGCCCUUCUCCAGCCUCCAGGAGCUCAGCCUCAGUCAUAACCUGUUGGCCCGCUUCCCCCGUGGCCUUCCUUCCAGCCUGGAGUCCCUGCUGCUGCAAGAGAAUCGUCUCACUUAUAUCACCUCAGGUGCCCUGAGGCAGCUGGGUAAUCUCACUCACCUGGAUCUGGAGGACAACUACAUCCGUGCCAUCCAACCCGGAGCACUUCAGGGUCUUACCAAGCUGCAGGUCCUGACACUGAAGGGGAACAAGCUUACAAGUCUCCCUCUGAAUCUCCCUCCAUCACUCACCCAUUUGGACCUCUCAGCUAACUGCAUCUCUGUCCUGGACCUGCCCUCACUGUCCCCACUGGUCAACCUGCAGGUCCUUAAGAUCAACAGCAACUGCCUGCGCUCAGUCCCAGAAAGCGCCUUUGACAGCCUGCCACGUCUCAGAUCUGUGGACCUCACCAACAACCUAUGGGUGUGUGAGUGUGACAUUUUGUAUCUUUACCGCUGGCUGCUCAGCAGUAGGUUAAAGAUGGCCACAGACCUGGUGUGCACUGAGCCUGUCCAUCUCGCUCACCAUCUGCUUCUGAACCUUUCUGUCUUGACUAUCUGCCCUCACAUCCUGAAGCCAAAUGAGAGGAUACACCAACUGGACCUCAACUCUGCUUUGAAGCAGAAGCUGGAGACACUGACAGCAAAGCCAAUAGCAUAUAGCUCAUCUGAAAACACCAGGGAUGUGGGCAGUUUGUCUGAGCAAAUAUCAAUGGAAAGCACUGGUGGGCUCCUUUCCAAAGAUUCUCGUGUAUUACUUGAACACUACACUUUAGAGACCCUCACCUAUGAAGAGUGUUUGUCACUAAAUAAAACACAAUCCGUGAGCCCACCCCAUUUAAAAACAACCACUUUCAUUUCAGAUGGGGAACAGAAAUGCCGAGACAACAUCACAAGUCACUACCCUCAGAGCAACACAAUGUCUGCUGGAAGGACACAGUCUUUACUUUCCACAAACAGAGAUGCAGCCAUGCCCACUCCUGACCCACAACUGUUUACACAACAAGACUCUGCAGUGAUCAUACGUUUGCUAGCUGUGUUGUGUGUAUUAGUAGCUCUGUUAAUGCUGGCUGUGCUACUUGUACUGAAGAAGGUGGUUGUGCGCCAACAGAGGGUGGCUCCGCUUGAUGUAGGAUCUGGUGAAUAA